Molecule: messenger RNA, 642 nt
Organism: Pyrus x bretschneideri (Chinese white pear)
Lineage: Eukaryota; Viridiplantae; Streptophyta; Magnoliopsida; Rosales; Rosaceae
Product: loricrin-like
Exons: 2
Coding region: 1-642 (213 amino acids)
Source: RefSeq, a predicted model, not a curated record
AUGUUUGGUGGUAGCACGAAGUCUGGUUGGGUUGGUGGUGAAGACUGCACAGGAGGAGGCAAAGGAGGAGAUGGAGUUGGAGCUGGGGGAGGAGGUGAUUCGACUGGUGGUGGUGGGGAUUGGACAGGUGGUGGUGGAGAUUGGACAGGUGGUGGUGGGGAUUCAACUGGCGGUGGUGGGGAUUCAACUGGUGGUGGUGGAGAUUGGACAGGUGGUGGUGGCGAUUCAACUGGUGGUGGUGGAGAUUGGACAGGCGGUGGUGGCGAUUCCACUGGUGGUGGUGGAGAUUGGACAGGCGGUGGUGGUGAUUCAACUGGUGGUGGUGGAGAUUGGACAGGCGGUGGUGGGGAUUCAAUUGGUGGUGGUGGUGGAGAUUGGACAGGUGGUGGUGGGGAUUGGACAGGCGGUGGUGGGGAUUCAAUUGGUGGUGGUGGGGAUUCAACUGGUGGUGGUGGAGAUUGGGUAGGCGGUGGUGGGGAUUCAACUGGUGGUGGUGGAGAUUGGACAGGCGGUGGUGGAGAUUCAAUUGUUGGUGGAGGGGAUUGGAUAUGUGGUGGAGAUUGCACAGGCUCUGGUGUUGGUUCUGGUGUUGGAGAUUGUAGUGGAGGAGAUUGCACAGGCUCUGGUGUUGGUGGUGGUUGA